This is a messenger RNA of Frankliniella occidentalis (western flower thrips), 3002 nucleotides long. RefSeq names its product sphingosine-1-phosphate phosphatase 1. NCBI's taxonomy places the organism in Eukaryota, Metazoa, Arthropoda, Insecta, Thysanoptera, Thripidae. Gene Ontology annotation, cellular component: endoplasmic reticulum membrane. The transcript is spliced from 7 exons. Gene Ontology annotation, molecular function: sphingosine-1-phosphate phosphatase activity. The coding region runs from base 351 to 1646 and encodes 431 amino acids. The record is from RefSeq and is a predicted model, not a curated record. Gene Ontology annotation, biological process: phospholipid dephosphorylation; sphingosine metabolic process.
UUGGUUUAUGGUUGUCUGGGCUAGAGCAGGGUGACGUUGCGAUGACACGCCAAGGCUCUGCUCCGCCCUCGUGAGGCAUUUGUGCUGCCCGUGCCGUAGCUGUUUGCACUUAACUAUCAGGGUGCAGGGUGGGGCGACCACACAAGACGAGGACGAGAUCACGAGACGAGAUCAGCGUCUUGGCCGCAUCAAAUUUCGCGGGCGGUAACUUGCCACAUGUCCGGUAGGAGCGUAGCGGUCGAAGCCAAAUUUGCAAUGGCGCUGUCUUAAGUGUUUGUCUGCUAUUUAAGAAGUAAUUCGUAAAGGCCUAAGUUUACAUUGUUUGACAGCAGAUUUGCUUAGAAGUUAAAAUGGGUGCCUUCUCCGAAAUCUUUGAACAUCUACGUGACCCUGCGCUUGUUGCUCAAGUCCAGUCUUACUUCGGAGUGGAGAGAAUUUCACCACCCAAAUCCUCUUCAUCAACAGAAUCUCAAAGUUCACCUGUAAAAACUAAUGGAAAUGCAACAUCUGUACAUAGAAGAAAGGGGAAAAAUGAUCUGCAGACUUUUGCUGAACCACAAUCCCCAAUAAGCACCUUUAGUGAAGAGGACAGUGAUACAGAGGAUACAUUUUCUUCUGAUGUGGAUGCAGAAGCUGCUGGAUUCAGAAUUAAGAACAAGUUUUGGUUCUACUUGUUUACUCUUGGCACUGCUCUUGGGGAUGAGUUAUUUUAUGCAACUUUUAUUCCAUUCUGGUUUUGGAAUGUGGAUGGUGCUGUUGGCCGGCGAAUGGUUCUUGUUUGGUGCAUCAACAUGUAUAUUGGACAAGGAGUGAAAGAUUUAGUAUGUUGGCCCCGCCCUGGUUAUCCAGCGAUUCGUCUUCAAAAGAAAUGGGCACUUGAGUAUGGGAUGCCCUCAACUCAUGCAAUGGUGGCAGUAUCAAUACCCUUCUCAGUUCUUCUGUACACUAUGGAUCGGUACCAGUAUUCUGCUUCUUUGGGAAUCAUAUUUGCCUUUUUGUGGUGUACCUUGAUAUGUGUCAGUCGGGUUUACCUUGGAAUGCAUUCAGUGCUGGAUAUUGUUGCUGGUUUAGGUAUAUCUAUUGCAUUACUUAUUAUUCUAAUUCCAUUGGUAGAUCAUUUAGAUUAUACUUUACUGACAUGGCGAUGGUCACCUAUCAUACUUUUGGCUGUGUCAAUAUGUUUGGUUGUGUUCUACCCAAGACGGGGUGAACGGUGGACACCUACAAGAGGAGAUACUGCUAUGGUAUUGAGUGUGACAGCUGGAGUACACAUUGGAUCGUGGACUAAUUUCCAAUUGGGUAUUAUGAGAGAGCCAUCAAUUUCUCCACCAUACACUAUUCUUUGGCCAUCGUUUGAGAUGAUAGGUUUGGGCGUUUUGAGGACUGUUAUUGGAUUAUGUUGUAUUUUGGCUGGCCGGGCUUGGUGUAAGUGGGCAUCAUAUGCAACUGUCUGUGCACUUUUGAGAUUGAAUGCAAAUGACAUCAAAAAGCAAUGUUAUUCAGUCCACAACCAUCAGAAGAAUAUUGUUGAACUAAGCUACAAAUUUAUAACAUCUUUUUUAGUUGGUUUCAAUACAACAUAUCUAAUGCCCAGUGUAUUCCGUCUUUUGGGAAUAUCAAGGCCAACAUUCUAUACAGAGAUGUGAUAAAUAUCUUCUACUCGUAACAGAAUAUACGCAGUAUUCCCCAACUUCAAGUACUUUUCAGUGAGAGAAAAUUAUACAAAGUACUUAACAGUAAUUGGUCUUGACUCUUGACAGAUAAAAAAGUUACAUUAGAACUAAUUUCUCUCUGAAAACUCAGAAGAGCUUGGAUGUUAUUUUUAUUUUGAAACUGCUGGUACAAAUGGAUCUCUGAGUACCUGCUCUUUCCCCUAUUCUUGCCAUUUUUCUUCUAUAAAGAUGAUACAAUGUUGCUGAUACUGUUUUGCUGCUCUUUAUUACCUUUAUUUAUGUCUAUUUAAGCUGCUACGCGUGCAUAUAGGUUUAAAAGCUACAUUCCCAUUUUAUAUAUUUGUUGAAGGGAAAUACUUUUUCCUUAAUUUACAUAUUGUUGAUUUGCUUACCAGUACUUCACUAAACCAGUGAACAUGAUUUCCUAUUGUGAUUUGAAGAAUCAAAACAUUGCCAUUAGUGUAUUAAGGUAAAGCCCUGUUGUUAACUCUUGUUAUCAGAGAGGAAAAGGAUUUUUUAAAAUUCAUAUUAUGUGUCUUCUAUCUAUUAGAAAGUUAGGCAAAUGUUAGUCUAGUCUUAGUUAAUAAUAAGCUCAAUGGAUUUAUUAUUUCAAUGUUUUUACUUUGUACGUAUAAUAGAGUAAUGUUGGCAAAAGCUUGCCAAACCUAACUACAGUAUCUGUUGUUUUUAGCAAACUGAUAAUUGAUGCUGACAUACUUUGCAAGGAAGUUGCUUAAUGGAAUGGCAUACAUUUUAACACAAUGUAUUUUGAUGUUUUGGAAUUUGUCUGUGACUAGAAUAAUUAAUUUUGUUAGUAUUUUCUACUCAGAUGUCUUCCUUUCAAUCUGAAAGUCCAUCUUACUGCGCCUAGAUUUGAAUGUUUUUUUAGAAUCAAUGUUUUAGCCAUUUUCGAUAUUAGAAAAUGUCCACAAAUUGACCUAAUUAAGACCACCAAAUUGUCUUCAAUAUUAAGUUAAGGCACGUUCUGCACUACAACCAAAUAAACCCAAUUACUUUUGUUAGAACUAUACCUCAAAAUAAUCUAAAAAUGAUUUUUGCUCACUUUUCUGCUGUUAAUAUUUGUUACAAGUCUUAUGUAAUUUUUUUUGUUAGAUUGUCACUAUUAUUGUUAUUUGCAUUUUGAUGUGUAGGUGUUGGAGUAAGCCAGAGGGUCGUGUGCUUUCAGAUUUAAUGUUUUUUUUGGGUUGUUUCAUAAUUGAAAUAUGUGUCUGUUGGGUAGUUUUUGUGUCAUGUGCCUUGAAUUCCCUCCUUUAAUGUGUCGCCGUAAAUGGAAAACGAAUUGAACUGAAUAAAUAUUGCGCACAGCUA